Molecule: messenger RNA, 1415 nt
Organism: Lytechinus variegatus (green sea urchin)
Lineage: Eukaryota; Metazoa; Echinodermata; Echinoidea; Temnopleuroida; Toxopneustidae
Exons: 4
Coding region: 374-817 (147 amino acids)
Source: RefSeq, a predicted model, not a curated record
CCCUGGCUGAAAUCAUUCAAAGACUUCCAGAGACUUCCAGUGACAGCGUUCUUCAUCACGAGACACAUUGUAUGACUCAGCUUCCAGCCACGUGGAGCCAGGAUUGAUACUGACCAGACAAUAUCAGGUGAAUCCUGAGAGUCCCAAUUUUGCCGAUAUUCUAUAAGCACCAAUCAUCCAUUACCCGGAUCGAGCGCCAUCGGAAUUUAAACAUCGACUUCGAUUUUGGAGCGAAUCUACCAAGAAGAUUCCUAAGGAUUGAAGAACAGUUUCUAUUUUGCUUCAUCAUCGACUAGUCCAGAUAGACACUCUCUUUCUCGCAAGGUCAUCAUACCAGUCAUCUUCGUAGCUGACCAACAUCUCGCGGAGCAACAUGUACCACAAAGCCGUCAACGUUCUCGUCAACACGCUUAUCGCGGCCACGUUACUGUCGUUCAGCUCGUCAUCAUUGACGCGGGCUUGCGGAUCGAAGACGAAGGUGGUCGAUCAGGCCGAACCUACCUACGAUGUACAGAUUGAUGUGGUGAGGGUACGACACCAGAGCAGACACACCGGUGUAAGAUUCCGUCGAGGUGUAGAAGUGGAUCAGGAGAGCGGAGAGGAACUCGGGCUCACGACACCGUUAUCGAUCUCGAACGCACAAGUCUUCGAUGUACUUGAUCUGGAUGUCGACGAUGAGGUAUCAGUUAUAGAAUGGUCGAUAGAGGGCGGUUCAGUCGCGGAUUUCUGGGCGCUGUUGAGCAAACACGACAAUAACGCCGAUGAGAUGAUUUCAAGAGAGGAAUUCGCGCCAGUGCAAGUCCAAGUACACCUCUAACGUCGGAACAACACAAUUUCGUUAAUUUAUAUAUAGAAUUCUUUGAACAUUCUCCCUCUCACUCAAAACUUUGCUGAUUUUUAUUGAUGAAGACUUCAUGGAGAGAUCGUCCACGUCUAUGCUUUGUGAAGUAUGAUUCGAAACGAGCUGGAGGCCCACACUCCAAUAUCGUUUUUUUUUGUUGUUGAGAAAGAACACAAUGUCACAAAGUGUAUCCACCAAACAGUGGACUAUAAUGAAGAUAUGGUCUACGAAACACCGUUAAACUGCGCAGUGUCAAGAUGAUUUUCCAGUUUAUUCCAUAAAGAGACUGCACUGCAGCUGCUGCAGGCAGGGUUGAAAAUUUCCCUGAAAUUUAGGUAUUUCAGCACAGGUGGGGAAUACUGGUAAAAGCUUGUAAAUGCUAGGGGAUACUUUAAAGGAUAUACAUAAAGGUACAGGAAAAACUUAGAAUAUGCUUGAGAACACGUGGGUGAUACCUGAAAAUAUUUCAAGACGUGUAAUAUUUCGUAUUUUUCUGCAUUUCCAACGAUACCCCAUUUCCCUUGAAAAAAAAUAAACAUCGAGAGGGUAUUUGCCGGUAUUUAUCCCUAGUAGG